AUGGGAAGAAAGAAGAAGAAGCCUUCUAAGCCGUGGUGCUGGUACUGUAACCGCGAGUUUGAUGAUGAGAAGAUUCUGAUUCAACAUCAAAAGGCGAAGCACUUCAAGUGUCACAUAUGUCACAAAAAGUUGUACACUGGUCCGGGUUUAGCGAUACACUGCAUGCAAGUGCACAAGGAGACGAUAGACAAAAUUCCAAAUGGGUUGCCUAAUCGAAACAAUGUUGAUAUUGAAAUCUACGGCAUGGAGGGCAUUCCGGAAGCGGACCUUCGGCUACACGAAAAGAACAAAGGACCUCCUGAGGUUGCGAUGACCUACCAGGAGGCUCCGGCAGUGCCCGCGGCGCCCACGGUACCGAAGCCGAUUCUGCCGCCUCCCACCGCGGUCGCUCCGGCCAUGCCUGCGGCGCCAAACCUGAUGCCGCCCAUGGGGUACAUUCAACCGCCACCGGUGGGCCAUCACUUCGGGGUGAUGCCGCCGAUGCCUCCCUUUGGAAUGCCUCCCCACAACGCCCACCCGUAUCCCGGCAUGCCGCCCGGAAUGCCUCCUCCACCGGGCAUGCCACCGGGAAUGCCUCCUCCUCCUCCUCCUCCUGGAGGAAUGUACCACGGGGCAGUCUCUGGAGCGCCUCAGGGGCCGAAUCCCAUGCAGGCAGGUGCAGUAUCAACAUCAGCCCCUACCGCACCGGCCCCACCAAAGCCCCUCUUUCCGUCGGUGGCGGGAAGUUCUGGUGGUUCUGGUGGUGGUGCUACCACAGCAGCAACUUCAUCAUCUGCUGCCGCAGCUGCAUCCUCCUCCACUGCGACGACCUCUUCAGCUGCCUCCAGCUCAACUCACGGGACAAUUGUCACCAUCACGGCCACCUCGCGCAUCGUCCACCCCGAGGAGGACCUGUCGCUGGAGGAGCUGCGUGUUCGCUUGCCUAAGUACAAACACUUAAGCCUGGAGACUGGCCUAAGCUCUCAGUCGGCAAACGGUGCAGGCAGUGCUAACUAUGCUCCACCUUUACAGCAACCUCCACCGCCGCCGCCUGCCCUGCAGCAGGCGAUGUACCACCGGCCACCGCCGAACAUCUACGGUGGACAGCCGCCGGCCUUCAUGGGCGGCCUUCCCCCGCCUCAUCUGUCACAGUUUCACCAGACUUUUCGGCCUGCAUACUAG
Messenger RNA from Rhagoletis zephyria (snowberry fruit fly), 1161 nucleotides. The record is from RefSeq and is a predicted model, not a curated record. NCBI's taxonomy places the organism in Eukaryota, Metazoa, Arthropoda, Insecta, Diptera, Tephritidae.